AUGGUCUCCAAACGCCGUCAACGCUCGCUCCCAAUGUCGCUUCUGCUCUCCGUGAUAAAACACCAUUUGGGAGACCUCCACGCCUGUAAAACGAAGAUUAAUGACGCCCAUUUACCUCUCGACAUUGUCUACGAGAUAGCCGAGCGUCUGGAAAACACAGAAGACAUCCUACAUUUCAGUCUCGCGUCCUCACGCAUUUACAACACGCUUCUGCCUGUCCUAUAUACGUCCGUCGACCUCCGGUCCAGCCAAUCAUGCCAACGCACUCUGACAACUUUCCUAACUGAGUUUAAAUCCAAGGCACGCUUCAUCCGCCACCUUGUUGUGCGUCCCAACCACCGGUCUCAACAACAACAAUACGCCACCCCCAUCGAUGAGCACUGGGUCGUUCAAUGCAUUGUCAAACUCGCCAACUCCGGCCGUCUCCCACGGCUUGCCUCGUUUUUCUGGGAUGGCUCUGAAAUGCCGAUAGACGACUCAUUGUGGGCGACAUUGCGUGCCUGUUGCCCUCAACUGCGCGGCGUUGGAAGUAACGUUGGUCCGAAAUGCAUCAACCCAGCCAGCGAGCUUUUUCGUUUCGAUGACCUCACGGCCUUUGCAUUGACGGCCAAGACACUUCCUGACGAGUGGGACACCUUUCUUCCCCCAAACCCAGAAUUGCCUGAUCAACUGUGGGAGAUGCUACUUGAUCGCUGUCCGCGGCUGGAACAGCUGCAAAUCGAGGUAUCUCAACGCUCUCGCCGCGUUUGGGACACGAGGCGCGUUGUCCAGGGCAACUGGCUGAUGCUGCGUGACCUCAAGUUGGGCGAAUGUAACAUGGCGGGCCCCAACCCGUCACGGUUCGGCAUGGAGACUCCGUUUAUGCGAUUUUUGGUUGCGCAUCCAGCGCUGGAGCGAUUGCAGUUGCCUUCGUUAUCGGCUUUCCCAAGGGCGAUGAUCCUUCCCCCCAACUCGCUACCAAAACUGCGCGAAUUUUCGGGAAAUGCCACCCACAUCCGGGGUCUCUCCAAUCUCGCCAACAUCCAGACCCUCUCCCUUGCCCACCAACCGCUGUCCAACAAGGUGUUAUCACUCGUCUGCGGCACAUUGAAACACAUGCACUCGCUCGACUCGCUGUCCGUCUGGCUGCAUCUCGAUUCGCAGACCGAUCACUACGCUAUCUUCCGCAAUUUGUUGUGCUCGUGUCGGACCGUCCGACAUCUUGAUAUUGCCUGUUCAGAUUCCCCUUGGGACAUGAGUCAAUUUAUCUCAGCGCUUCGUGGCGCCAGCAUGAAUUUGGUGACGCUAACUCUGACACGGGUUGAGCACGCCACUGGUGGGCCUGACUUGCACAAAGUUGCCUUCCAGCUCGCUGUCGCCAGCCCCUCGUUGCGCAGAAUCGCGUUGCGAUACUCGUUCACAACGUGGGUCUUCAUGGACAGCAUUCCAUUCCAACAAACCGCCGACUUCGUUGUCAAAUCCGACAAUGGCGGGCUGGAUGUGAAGGAGAAGAAUGCCGCUUCGCGUCGGUCUCCUUCUGUGAAGCUACACCUACCAAAAUGGACUUGA
This is a messenger RNA of Mycena indigotica, 1548 nucleotides long. RefSeq lists its product as uncharacterized. Bases 1 to 1548 code for a protein of 515 amino acids. The transcript is spliced from 6 exons. The record is from RefSeq and is a predicted model, not a curated record. Lineage: Eukaryota; Fungi; Basidiomycota; Agaricomycetes; Agaricales; Mycenaceae.